This is a messenger RNA of Alexandromys fortis (reed vole), 2584 nucleotides long. RefSeq names its product T cell leukemia homeobox 2 (gene Tlx2). Gene Ontology annotation, cellular component: nucleus. The record is from RefSeq and is a predicted model, not a curated record. Gene Ontology annotation, biological process: animal organ development; regulation of transcription by RNA polymerase II. The coding region runs from base 335 to 1189 and encodes 284 amino acids. The transcript has 3 exons. Lineage: Eukaryota; Metazoa; Chordata; Mammalia; Rodentia; Cricetidae. Gene Ontology annotation, molecular function: DNA-binding transcription factor activity, RNA polymerase II-specific; RNA polymerase II cis-regulatory region sequence-specific DNA binding.
CAGUCACUGCCCCUGCCUGAGCUGGCCACCCUUCUUCACACCGGACUCGGGCAGCGGCCUGGGUAGCCUAGUGUCCACCUGCGCUCCCGAGACCCCCGCCCGCCACGCUCCUCCGGGAUGCGAGUCCCUUCGCUGACGCCCGGGAGGGGCGGGCACGCGCGCGGCUGCGCCCGGUGCACAGGGAUGCUGCUGUCCCGGGGGCCCCGUCGCCCGGCUGUGGCCACCCCUGCCGGCCCCUGAAGCCGCUGGCCGGAGCGCGCCGCCGCCGGGCUCCCGCAGCCGUCAGAGACACCCUUCCUAGCCAUCUAGCCUCCGGGUCCUCUCUUUUGGAUCCAUGGAGCCGGCGGUGUUGGCUCCGCACCACCUACCGCACCACGAACCCAUCAGCUUCGGCAUAGAUCAGAUCCUGAGCGGUCCCGAACCCCCGGGGGGCGGUCUGGGCCAGGGUCAGGCGGGCCAGAGCCACGGGGAGAAUGCAACGUUCUCGAGUGGAUUCCACGGAGCCUCCGGCUACGCUCCGGCCGGCUCAUUGGCCCCGUUGCCCAGAGGCUCGGGAGUGGGCCCGGGCGGCGUGAUCCGUGUCCCCGCGCACCGCCCGUUGCCGGUGCCGCCACCCUCGGGAGCGGCCCCCGCGGUGCCCGGACCCUCGGGUUUGGGCGGCGCCGGGGGCCUAGCGGGACUCACCUUCCCCUGGAUGGACAGCGGCCGCCGCUUUGCUAAGGACAGGCUUACGGCUGCGCUCUCGCCCUUCUCUGGGACACGUCGCAUAGGCCACCCCUACCAAAACCGGACCCCCCCGAAGCGCAAGAAGCCGCGCACCUCCUUUUCCCGCUCGCAGGUGCUGGAGCUGGAGCGCCGCUUCCUGCGCCAGAAGUACCUGGCCUCGGCAGAGAGGGCGGCGCUGGCCAAGGCCCUGCGCAUGACCGACGCGCAGGUCAAGACCUGGUUCCAGAAUCGACGCACCAAGUGGCGGCGUCAGACGGCUGAGGAGCGCGAGGCGGAGCGGCACCGUGCGGGUCGCCUGCUGUUGCACCUGCAGCAGGACGCACUGCCCCGGCCGCUGCGGCCGCCGCUGCCCCCGGACCCGCUCUGCCUGCACAACUCUUCGCUUUUCGCGCUGCAGAAUUUGCAGCCCUGGGCCGAGGACAACAAGGUGGCUUCGGUGUCCGGACUCGCCUCGGUGGUGUGAGCGACCCCUUCCCGAGGAGCGCUACCGCGGCUAUGUGCGGUGCCGCCAGCGGAGCGUGCGGAGCAGAAGGCCUGCGACUGUCCUCCGAGGCUCCUCGGCCACCAAGCGGCCCCUGUCCUGCACUUUGACUCUGCCCUUCCACUGCAUUUUUGGACCCGCUGGAACUUGGGUCGCGAGGGCAACCUGCAGGAUGUAGUAAAUGGGGCACGGAUGCUGCCAUGCACUUGCGAUUCUGCCCAGAGUGGGCUCAGAGCUCAAGUUCCACUGGGAAGGGGCCACUGAGCUGGUGUGAAGGAAGAUCUCAAGGACAUCGGGGUAAUGGAAGAGGUGUUGGUGCGCGCGCGCGACUGUGGCUGACUGUGACAGGGACCAGAUUGUCCACCUCAUCCCCUCAACGGUAAAACAAUCGCUAAGGAUUCCUUCUUGACUCAGUCUUACACGUUGUCAUGCGUCUAACCUGCGGGCCACUCCCCCAUCUUAAGAGUCACACUGCACCUAUACUGUAGGUAAGAUAGCUACUUACAUACUCAAAGGAUAAAAAUCUAGGAGAAUCUGGUUCCCGUGCCAUACAGGGUCAGAGAACCAAGAGGAGAAGCCAGUGGACAGUUUAUGGGUCCAGUGUUAGAGUGACCAAGGUGUACUUUGGGACUGGCAAACCUAAGAAUCCAAAACUGGCAAUGUGGAGGUCAGGAAGUCUGGUGCUGUGGACCAGGAGGGGAAACGGGGAACCUGUGGCAAGAUUAACUGUAGGGAAAACUAAUGCUAGAUCUAGAGAGAAGAUUCCGGAUGCCUGCCUUUGGGGGAGCUCUCUGACAGCACAGGGGUGAGACCAGGAUCUCCAGGAGAGAGAACUCUGGGGUUCCAGGGAUUAAACCUUUCUUUUCACCAUAUUCCACAGAUACAUUUACAAUGUGUAGGAUGGUGCUGGCUUAAGAAAUGAACAGACUAAGGGCGGAGGGAAGGAGUACCCAGACAGAAGGAAAGCACGACACCUUUUAGAUAGAAAGAGGAGAUGGCUUAGCAGGCUAAGACACUUGCCCCUAUUCCUGACUGAGUUUGAGCCUUAGGACCAACCUGCUGGAAGAAGAGAACUAAUUUCUACAAAUUGUCCUGUCCACCUUAUGUGUGUUAUGGCAUGCUUGUGUACACACACACACACACACACACACACACACACACACACACGAUGUAAUGAAAAAUCAGAAAGGCUUCAGAGUAUAGGUGAGCCAAAGGCUACCGCAGGCUUUCUGAUAGUCAGUCGGUGGGAGGAUUGCAAAGCUUUCUGGUCUAAAGGGGGUACUUUGUCUCUUUCCAGUAUUCCCAUCUUGCUUCUGGCAGAGACUGGAACACUGUGACAAGGACAGAGACCUAUGGUAGCCAUACCACUCAUGUUCU